AGGGUGGAAUCGCAAGAAAACACCAUCAACUCCCUCGCUCGCCAGACGAUCGAGUGCUCGUACUUUAUCCGUGACUACCUGCAGAACAGGAACGGAUGGAAACAAAGUUUUUCGAACGCGUUGUUCACACUUGACGAUAAAAUACUAACGUACGAAGCAAUAUUUGGGGAAAUUGGGAAUGCUAUACGACAGCAGGCCACGAUUGACAUUGGGUUCUGUGUCUCUCGUGUUCAUGAUUCAUUGUAUGACCAUGAUAGUCCGCGAAAACAAGCCUUGACGAUAUGCACUAUGCUUUUGGCGCUUCGAUUGAAUCACAGAGGAUCAGAGAUGCGCCCCCACAAACCGACAUCGUGGAGUCAAUAACUUCAUGGGUCAAUCAAGACGACAAACAGCAGAUUUACCUCUUGCUAGGUCCAAAGGGGUCCGGAAAAUCCACUAUCGCACAUACCAUUGCACGCCAAUUCGACGCCAUUGUGCGUCUUGGUUCGUCGUACUGUUUUUCGCGCACUGCCCGGGACAAGCGAAAUGCUACGAAUUUGUUCAGCACGAUUGCACGGGACCUUGCUGAUUACGACCCUCAAUACAUGAAGGCUCUCUGGGCCACCGUGCGAGGCAAGCGCGCAUUACGUGAAACGAUAAACCCACUUGUUCAAUUCGAUCGCUUUAUUCUUAUUCCUGCGAGUCAAAUGACAUGCAUUGGCCCUGUACUGGUGAUUAUCGACGGGUUGGAACACAGCGGUAGCGAGUCAGCUCGUAAAGACCUCCUCACUACGCUCGCAGAGAAAGGAGCAGAGCUUCCCCGUAAUUUCAGGUUACUAGUCACUUGCCGGCCAGAGGAGGACAUUUGCGCUGCUUUCGCAGGAAAAUCUCAUGUUAUACAGAGGCAUUUGAAACAUCACGCUGACUCACUCUUUGUUCCGCCACCAACAUCAGGGCAAAACCAGCCAAGUAGACCUAGGUUUUACCCUCCUACCCCUCCUCUGUCUAUCCCUGAAUUUACACGAUACGACUCUUCACUUGGGGCUGACUCGCCGACUAGUGACUCCACUCCGAUAUCGGAUCUCUGGAGCAGGGACCAGCGGCCUGAGCCCAGAGCAAAGCUGACAAGCGGUGAUGAUCAUGAUCUACUCUACGGACAGGCCCAAACCUAUGCUACUAUCACGCCUAGUAGCUGGAAAGGCCAAUCUAUCAGACUUGAAGGUCAGUCACCCCAUAUCGCCUGAGUGUUUCUUGUGGUCAUUUCGGUCUACUUACAGUGAUCAGCGGGAAAAAUCUCAAAGUCCCAUCCGAGCGCAUUCCCGCAGGCCUCUACAUAUCUCUCAAUGUUGAACCGGGGAGACGCUGGC
Suillus subaureus is the source of this 1346-nucleotide messenger RNA. RefSeq lists its product as uncharacterized. Bases 282 to 1223 code for a protein of 313 amino acids. The transcript is spliced from 3 exons. Gene Ontology annotation, molecular function: ATP hydrolysis activity. The record is from RefSeq and is a predicted model, not a curated record. NCBI's taxonomy places the organism in Eukaryota, Fungi, Basidiomycota, Agaricomycetes, Boletales, Suillaceae.